AUGUCCUACGACGUUCCGCUUAUCCUCGUAAAUAAUGGCACCAGAAAGCAAAGCCAACGCUGCCGAGCAAGCGGUGCUCGUGUCGUCCAUUCUGUGAGAAGAGCUGCGUGAGCUAGUACGUGCUUCCUCACUUUUGGUGGCUAUUACAUCCGCGACUCCUUCUUCUCUAUCGGCAGUGGCAGCGCUGUCGAGAACCACCUCAAAGCGCAUCAGAACAUCUACACGGAGAGCAGGAAGCGAUGGUUUUCUAGAGUGUACGCUUGACCAAAUACCAGCCUCUCUGCUGCAAGCGACCUUCUCAUCGACAAGCAUCUCGGACUGCGCAGGGCCAUGCUCUUCUUUACAUCUGUUCUGGGUGGCUUCGUGGUGUGUUACGCUAGUCUAUGUGCCACGACGUAUGGGAUUAUUUAUAUUGACCACAUCGUAUCCGGCCUUGGCGGAGAGUUGCUCUCCGUCUCUCAGUACCCCUUUCUAGCGCAGCUGUUCAAGGGCCGUCGCGAAAUGGCGCUUGCGUUUGGGGAUUACCAUCAGCGUCUUGUGCGCCACCUCAUCAUGCCGCUUUUUUUUUUUUUUUCAUUUUAUUUGCACCAGCGAUCGCAAACAGCGGGCGUGCCGAAUCGAGCUAUUUCGGCAGUUACCGCUUACCGCAUCUCAGCGCUUUCGUGCGCUGUGCUCGUGAUGGCUGGCCGCUAUACCAAGCACACAGGCUAGCUAAUUGGUAGCGCAGAGGACGAGCGUGACGUAACAGCUGAGAGUGAGGCGGUGCGUUUAUCAAACAUUGUGCGGAUGUCGUUGGCGCGCUGGCUGUUCUGCGGUGUUUGUGUGUAUUUUGCCACACAGCCAGUCCGUUUCGUGAGUGUGGGCACGAAUUGUUUCGAGGUCAGCUACGGCUACACCGGCGACUCAACGAUCCGCUGCCUUUCGUGCUAUGAGAUCAUCAUCGCCGUGGCAAACCUGGCUAUCGGAUUGACAUUGGGCUUGGUGGGUCAAGACCUGUGAUAACUCAUCUUCAGCUGCUCGUGCUUUGCCGCCAUCCACGUGCUGUGCAUGGCGACGAUGAUCUCUGGCACCAUUUUCAUGGUGCUUCUGCAGCUUUCUGAUGUCGGGGCUGUGACCCUCGGUGCUGUAGGCCGUGCCGAGCCCUUUUUUUCCUUCUGGGCGGCGUACGGCGCGAUGACCUCAAUGCAAAACAUCCUGCUUGGUAUCCUUUCCAGAGCUUGUGGGGGAUCCUGGAUCACUUGCGGCACAGCGGCAGCAACACGGCAGAGCUGGUGCAGGAUGUGCCAGCAGUGGUGGCGUACAUGUAGGCCAAGGCCUUCUCUCUACUUUUGCGUCUCCUUGCGGUGCAGGCGAGCGUGGCUUUUUCUUCUUCGAGGGCCGUCGCACGAGAGAAGAGUUCAAUCCCACGGGCGACAAGCGGCGGCAGGUCGUAGAGGAACUCAGUCGGCAGCACAUUGA
Molecule: messenger RNA, 1458 nt
Organism: Leishmania braziliensis MHOM/BR/75/M2904
Lineage: Eukaryota; Euglenozoa; Kinetoplastea; Trypanosomatida; Trypanosomatidae
Source: the annotation of a RefSeq genome assembly